Molecule: messenger RNA, 1545 nt
Organism: Oppiella nova
Lineage: Eukaryota; Metazoa; Arthropoda; Arachnida; Sarcoptiformes; Oppiidae
Source: the annotation of a GenBank genome assembly
AUAGCUGAAAUAGAGCCUCAAUAUUGGAAUCUAUUGGCAAAGAAUACAUUAAAGCGUUCACUCAAUCAGAAGCCGAAUGUAGGAAAAGCCAAAAAUGUAAUCCUAUUCCUGGGGGACGGGAUGGGCAUCACUACCAUAACUCCGGCCCGUAUUUUGAAGGGACAGCUCAAGAACAGAUCCGGAGAGGAGACUAAACUUAUUUUUGAAGACUUUCCUUACGUGUCACUCAUUAAAACCUAUAACAUCAACUAUCAGGUGACCGAUUCCGCCGCCUCUGCCAACGCCUUCCUCUGUGGCAUCAAAACAAACGACGGAACCAUUGGAGUGAACGCAAGAGUUCCCCGGUAUUCAAAUGAUUGCCAAUCCAUUCAACAGAAUAGCAUUUCAUCGAUACUCAAGUGGGCCAUUGAUUCCGGAAAGAGCGCCGGUGUGGUAACCACAGCCCAGAUCACUGAUGCAACUCCGGCGGCCAGUUAUGCGCACAUGUCUAAUAGGGAUUGGGAGGGACGGGUGCCCCAGAAUAUGACCGGAAACUGUAAAGACAUCGCCCGACAGCUCAUUGAAGACGAGCCGGGGUCUCAAUUGAAAGUUGUGUUGGGAGGGGCCCGACGUUUCUUUCUACCCGAGUCACAGAUGGGAAGGGAUGGCAGGUAUGGCGUCCGCAAAGACGGCAUGAAUUUGAUCACCGAUUGGCUGAAAAGAAAGAGUGAAAUGGGACUCAAACCAAAUGCCUAUCAAUUCGUGGAAACGAAAGGUCAACUAAAAGGCAUUAAACCCAAGGAAACGGAGUAUUUGUUCGGUUUAUUCAAUUACGAUCACUUGGCUUAUGACAGGGAAAGGGAUGACUCGGAUGACGGCGAACCCUCUCUCGAACUGAUGACCGAAACUGCCGUUAAGAUUCUCAGUCAGAAUAAGGAGGGAUACGUGUUGUUAGUGGAGGGCGGGAACAUCGAUAAGGCCCACCACGACAACUACGCCCAACUGGCCCUCCACGACACCGUCGCCUUUGAUAAGGCCAUCACUAAAGCCAAUUCAAUGGUGUCGAGCGCCGACACUCUGAUGGUCGUCACGGCAGACCAUUCGCACACUCUUUCAUUCAACGGAUACACCAAAAGAGGGAACUCUAUCCUUGGUUUAUCCGGUAAUGACUCCAACAAUAAGCCCUACACUACACUCAUGUAUGGCAAUGGACCCGGAUUUCAAGAGGUCAGGGAUGACCCCUCAAAAGUAGAUACAACCAAUCCCCGGUACCAGUCCUUAGCGGCCGUCCACUUGGACAGCAACGCACACGGAGGCGAAGACGUGGCGGCGUAUAGUGUCGGCCCAAUGGCUCACCUGUUGUCGGGAACUCAGGAGCAGUCAUAUAUCGCUCAUGUGAUGGCAUUUGCCGCUUGUAUUGGCGAUUACACGACUGAAGCCCAUUGCGGACGACUGUCGCGAUCCACAUCUGCUUCUCAUCAUAACUUAAUUGAUAAUAAGUUAUUCACGAUUUGUUUAUUCAUUCUUAUGCUCAAAAUCUUUACACGACUUAACAGACAAUUAUAA